Messenger RNA from Lucilia sericata (common green bottle fly), 1225 nucleotides. RefSeq names its product transcriptional regulator CRZ1-like. Lineage: Eukaryota; Metazoa; Arthropoda; Insecta; Diptera; Calliphoridae. The transcript has 3 exons. Bases 119 to 712 code for a protein of 197 amino acids. The record is from RefSeq and is a predicted model, not a curated record.
CACAUCUACUUAAAAAGGUUGAAAAAAGUUGAGAAAAGAGUAAAAAAUUUAGUUAGUGAAAGAAGUUUAGAAAAAUUAGUGUAAAAUAAAGUAAAUUUUUAACAAUAAAAACAUAAAAAUGAGGAUAUUAAGAUCUCAGUAUUUGAAAUUAAAAACUAAUGCCACAGCAGCAGCCGCAAACAAUAAAACUAUAGGAAAAAGGCAUCCCACUAGAAGUCAAUGCGUAGUUAAUAACAAACAUCACUUGUCUGCCACCACUUCUACCAACGCUACUUCCCUACGAUCUACUAGUCAAGAAUUUUCGAAUAACACCUCCUCCUCUAACAUUGGCAUUGGUACAAAUAUCAAAAUUUUAUUUGAUCAUGUAGACGAAUCGUUGGAUAAGCUCAAAGUUGUGGUAGAAUUCACCGAUAUGGAUGCCAUGUGGCUGACACGUGUCUAUCAAACUUAUGAAAAUGAAUUGUGGCAUAAAAAACCACAAAGUGAUGAUUUUGGCGGCAAGAAAAAAUGGUUUUUCUAUUGUCAUUUAUGUGAUAAUAUCUACCAUAGAUUUUAUUCGAUUAAAAAUCAUUUGAAUCUACACAUGAACUUGUAUCCUUACAUCUGUAAGCUGUGUUGUAUGAAAUAUACCGGACGUAGUUCCGCCACCAGACACUUGAAGAAAGUACAUCGUUUGGCUAAAGAACAUUGGAAUGAUUACUUAACAAGUUAAGAAAAUGCAGCGGUAAUAGUUUUAGCUGGUACUAAAAUUGUUUUUGAGGAGUUUUUUUAUUUACAAGAUUAUUGGAUUGGACCGGACACACAUAAGUCACAGGUGAACAGUUUUUAUUUCUUUAUUUUAUUACUAUUUUCUUGUUAAUAUUUGUUUUUAAAAUUUACAUUUUUUAUAUUACAUAUUUCUUAAUUAAUUAUUAUUUUUUUACCAAAAUAUUUUUUUUUCAAAAUUAUUAUUUUUUUUAAUUGACUUAACCUAACCUAUCUUAUCAAAAUAUUUUAUUUCAAAAUUAUUUUUUUAAAUUUUUAUUUUUUUUUUAUUGUUUAUAAAUAUUUUUAAAUUUAUACAUAAUUGAUUUAAAAGAACAAAAGUUUCAUAAUGUAUUCCAAAUUUUUUUUAAUUUGAUCGAAACAUUUUUAAAAUUAACAUUUCAAUUAAGAAUUUAAUGAAUUAGAAGAAAAUCGAAAUAACAAACUGAAUUUAUUUUUGAAAAUAAUGACGAUUUAAUAC